Messenger RNA from Metarhizium brunneum ARSEF 3297, 1215 nucleotides. RefSeq lists its product as uncharacterized. The record is from RefSeq and is a predicted model, not a curated record. Lineage: Eukaryota; Fungi; Ascomycota; Sordariomycetes; Hypocreales; Clavicipitaceae.
AUGAAGACGACUACCUUGGCGACCCUGGCUGGUCUCGCCGCCUCCGCUGCCGCGUACCCCGUCGCGGAUCAUCUCUGGGCUCGGGCGUGCACCCCCGGCGCCCUCAUGUGCAAUGGCACCACGCAGUUUGCGCUCUGCGUCGCCGCGGACAGCACGCCCCAGUGGAUGAACGUCUCCGAAGGGACGCAGUGCGUCUGCUCUGGCUCCGAGUGCAGCAUCACCAGCACGAAUGGAACUUUGGCGAGUGCCCCUGCCCCUGGUGCCUCGCCGACGGCACCGCUGACUUCGGCUCCCGCCCCCGAGGGGACUCCGGCGCAGACGGCCAGCGUGUCUGCGGCCGUCCCGACCAGUGCUCCUCCUGCUGGCUCUUCCUUGGUCCCCAGUUCGUCGCCCGUAGCAGCUCCCGCGCCAUCGUCGGAUCCCGCUCCAGUGCCAUCUUCAGCUCCAGCUCCCGCGCCAUCUUCGGACUCGGCUCCAGUGCCAUCUUCAGCUGCAGCUCCAGUGCCGUCAUCGGGUCCAGCUCCCGCACCAUCGUCAGCUGCAGCUCCUGCGCCAUCGUCAGCUGCAGCUCCCGCGCCGUCCUCGGGCGCAGGACCUGCCCCCAGCAGCCCUGCCCCUUACAAGCUGUAUCUCGGCAACGGCAGUCCUGCCGACGGCUGGCCCACCGAGUCCAAGUGGCCGUCCUUUGAAGCCCUCUGGACCAUCAACCUACCCUUCAUCAAGACGGGUUGUAACUGGCAGAACUUCCAACCAAACUCGGAGGAGGAAACGGCCGAGCUCAAGUCGGCCAUCGAGUCGGUCGGCCAAUCCGGCGGCGUCGACCCCCGCUUCAUCCUCGCCAUUGUCAUGCAGGAAUCCAACGGCUGCGUGCGCGUCGGGUCUACCGCCAACGGCGUCAAAAACCCAGGCCUGAUGCAGUCGCACAUGGGGCCCCAUACGUGCUACAACAAGUCCACGUGCUCCAAGGACGAGAUCGAAGGCAUGAUCAAGGACGGCACCCUCGGCACGCCCAGCGGCGACGGGCUCAAGCAGGUCCUGGUCCAGGCGGGCCCCGGCGAGGGCCAGUUCUACAGGGCCGCCCGCAUAUACAACUCGGGGAGAGUCGCCGCCGGGGGGGCUCUGCAGCUGGGUAUCGGCGCUACGAACUGCUACUCGACCGACAUUGCGAACCGGCUUUCCGGCUGGAACUCCGGCGUGACCCCUUGCCAUGUAUAA